Molecule: messenger RNA, 1960 nt
Organism: Lethenteron reissneri (Far Eastern brook lamprey)
Lineage: Eukaryota; Metazoa; Chordata; Hyperoartia; Petromyzontiformes; Petromyzontidae
Gene: CCT4
Product: chaperonin containing TCP1 subunit 4
Biological process (GO): protein folding
Molecular function (GO): ATP binding; ATP-dependent protein folding chaperone; ATP hydrolysis activity
Source: RefSeq, a predicted model, not a curated record
CCCCCCCCCCCACAGCUCUUGAGCACCGGCGUCUGGAACGUUCCUCUUGUGAACGCGCCUCGCUCGUCCUCAAUCCGCCGUCAUCCGCGCCCGCCGAGCCCCGCGACACGCGCCGACCGAAGCCGCUCGCACCUGCCUCGUCCUUGCCCUCGAGUUGGAAGCAAAAUGCCCGAGAAAUCCGCGUCCGUUCGAGGCAGCGGAGGGAAGAUGGGAGGCGCCUACCAAGACCGCGAAAAGCCGGCCAUGAUCCGCUCCAGCAACAUCUGCGCCGCCAAAGCGAUUGCCGAUGCAAUCCGAACAAGCCUCGGACCCAAAGGCAUGGACAAAAUGAUCCAGGACGGUAAAGGUGACGUCACAAUUACCAACGAUGGAGCCACCAUUCUUAAGCAGAUGCAAGUGACGCACCCUGCAGCAAAAAUGCUGGUGGAGCUCUCCAAAGCCCAGGACAUUGAGGCAGGAGAUGGCACAACUUCUGUUGUGGUCAUUGCUGGAGCUCUGCUGGAUGCCAGUGCAAAACUGCUGCAAAAAGGAAUCCACCCAACAAUCAUCUCCGAGUCAUUCCAGAAGGCCCUGGAGAAGGCUCAGGAGGUUUUGGAGUCAAUGUCCUUGCCUCUGGAGCUGUCUGAUAGACAGUCCCUCCUCAACAGUGCGACCACAGCUCUCAACUCAAAGGUAGUGUCCCAGUACGCCAGCUUGCUGGCACCGAUGAGCGUGGAUGCCGUUAUGAAAGUGAUCGAUCCAGCCACGGCCACCAGCGUUGACCUCAAUGACAUCAAGCUCAUCAGGAAACUCGGGGGGACCAUCGACGACUGUGAGCUCGUGGAGGGCCUGGUUCUCACGCAAAGAAUCUCCAACAGUGGGAUCAUUCGAGUGGAGAAGGCGAAAAUUGGCCUCAUCCAGUUCUGCCUGUCCCCACCCAAGACUGAUAUGGAGAACCAAAUCGUGCUUUCGGAUUACACCCAAAUGGACCGUGUUUUGCGUGAGGAGCGCACCUACACCCUCAACCUGGUCAAGCAGAUUAAGAAGGCGGGCUGCAAUGUGCUGCUGAUCCAAAAAUCUAUUCUGAGAGAUGCUCUGAGUGACCUGGCACUACACUUUCUCAACAAGAUGAAAAUAAUGGUGGUGAAGGACAUUGAGAGAGAGGACAUAGAGUUCAUUUGCAAAACAAUUGGUACCAAGCCCAUUGCUAGUGUGGAUCACUUCACUGCUGAGAUGCUGGCAUCUGCUGAGCUUGUGGAGGAGGUCAGUGUGGGCAGCAGCAAGGUGGUCAAGGUUACAGGGUGUGCGAACCCGGGCAAGACGAUGAGCAUCCUGGUCCGUGGCUCCAACAAGCUGGUGCUAGAGGAGGCAGAGCGCUCUCUCCACGAUGCCCUCUGUGUCAUCCGUUGCCUGGUCAAGAAGAGGGCCCUGAUUGCUGGAGGCGGAGCCCCCGAGAUCGAGCUGUCACUGCGCCUGACGGAGUACGCGCGCACGCUCAGCAGUAUGGAGGCGUAUUGCGUGCGUGCCUAUGGCGAGGCCAUGGAGGUCAUCCCCUACACGCUGGCUGAGAACGCAGGCCUCAACCCCAUCAGCACGGUCACAGAGCUGAGGAACCGCCAUGCCCAGGGCGAGAAGACUGCUGGCAUCAAUGUCAGAAAGGGUGGUAUCUCCAACAUCCUGGAGGAGCUCGUGGUGCAGCCCCUCUUGGUGUCCCUCAGUGCAGUCUCCCUGUCCACCGAGACGGUCCGCAGCAUUCUCAAGAUCGACGACAUAGUGAACGCCAAGUAAACAUCUACAUUUAAACAUGGUGAACACGACAUGGCAGGAACAAAGUAGCUUCCACAUUGCGUAGAAAACAAAUAUUUUAUUUGGCUGCAAUAGCCAAAUUGUUUGAAAUGAUCACAUCGUCUUGUCUUUUUAUUAAAAGAAACAAGUGUCACAUUACACUGUUGAGCACUGAAUAAAAGCUGAGAUUACUGAA